AUGGGACAGUCUUCCUCUACGCAAAGAGACCAACGCCACACUAGCCCUCACGAUUACUUUGUACCAUUUCAAUCACAACGUCGCCAGGAAAAUAGGGAUGAAGAGAUGAACAAUAGACAGAACUUUGAGCAAGCUGGGGAAUUCAGCUCCCCGGGGACAGAACUCAAUAACGAUGGCAUGCCGAACUUCCCGCCGGGAUCGUCGGAAUUAGGAUCGGAGACAUGGCAGCCAUCAACAACCCUAAACGGCGGAUCGGCAGGACCAGGACAAAUGAGAAGCAUUCGAGAAGAAGACGGAUCGCAGGCUGAAAUUGGCCAACGGGAAUAUCGCUCAGCAAUUGCCCGCAUGGCUGCUAGAAGGCAGUCCACUAUGUCAAGGCUUGGAUCCAGGAUUCUCCCAAACUCAGUAAUACGUGGCCUUCUUAGCAGCGAAGAGGAAACGCCCGCCGAGGGUCACGCUCAUCGCCAUGGCAUCGUAUCGAGAACCAUCCCGAGGUCCGAAACUACUCAUAGCAGUAGCCGUUUCAGUCCUUUCAGCUCGCUUGGUUCGAGAGGCAUCACGAGACGACGCUCGAUUCGUGGGCCUUAUUUCAUUCCGCGUAGUGAUCCGGCCCUGGGAUCUGACCCACCUUUGAAUCCUACUCAUUUUGAGUCUUCCACUGAGCGCGCCCCUGAUUCUGGCAGAGGAUCCUGGCGUCGAAGCGUUCGAUUAAAUCGUGUUCGGAACUCAAUAUCAACCCCGAUCUCUCAUAUGUUUGGCCAACCGUCAAAUAGCAUCUCAGGUCAAACCACUGGAAGUGCGCCGCCUUAUGCACCCACGCACUCAUUAUCCAGUGCCGAUUCUGAUCCAUUUCUUCCCCACCCAAGAUCCAUGGACACCAGUAUGGAUUUUGAUGAACCUCAUGAACUAGAUUCCGUUGAGCCAGCAAUUGGAAGCACUCGCCCGACGUCUCCCAUCUCAUCGCAAUCUGCACAUGGACCUUCUGGAAUUCGACCUUUCCCGGGUAUUUUACGAGCACGGCCUUCCCGGGUUUUGCGGCGAGAGGAACAAACACCUUUGUCGCGUGUCCUCCAGCUGGCUGCCGCUGCCAUAGCCGCCCAACUUUCCGGUACUACUGGCCCAGUCCUACCCAACAUCCAGGCUUUAGGAAACGAUGGGCUGGAUGGCUCAUUGGAAAACUUCAUACAGAGCCUGCAGCACGCCACAUCGACACAGACUAAUUCUACAACGCCGAAUGAUCCUCCAAACUCCCCAGGGGAUAAUGGACCAUCGCCUCCGGUGAACUUUUUGCGAGUUUUCCGCUUUGCUAACUCCGAAUCCCCGAGAGCCCCUGCCACACCAAAUCGCCCUGCAACAGAUUCCGAUAAUCAGGGCAGCCAGCCAGAUGGAAUGGAUGUCGACAAUCCCAUGGAUGGCCCUGAAGGACGCACUGUCACUCUGGUUGUAGUAGGUGUGAGAUCUGUCCCAUCAAGCCCUGGAUCCGGCAGCGAACAGCCCGCUACACCAGGUCCUGGUCUAGACGCUUUAUUACGAUUGCCAUUUUUGUCGCCGGGAAAUGCACCACGGAACCACGACAAUGCCACAGGCUUGCCUCCGCGUCCUGAUGGCCGAUCCAGAUUAGCUCCCCACCGCCCUCAAGUUGGGGGCCCUAGUUCCUUAGCUGCUAGUAACGACACUACUCACCAGCAUGGGCUUCCAAGCACAGCCCGCAGGCUUUCUGAUGCUGGGGUUCGCAGCCCAGUUUCGUCGCUUCCUACUUCUUUGUCUGAAAGUCCUCCGGGGCCUCAUCCUCCCCCUUCAACGCCUGCUGAACCGGGCCUUUCAGCGGUUUCCUCAGGCGCUUCAACCCCGAACCGCAGACCGUCAUCUGCAUCUGCAAUGUCACCCAAUACUUUGCCCCAGCUCCACGAAAAUCAAUCUUUGCAACCCAGUGUUGAGCCCACUGAAGACAGUGUUCCGUUGAAUACGGCCCGCCAACGCCGACGCAGUGAUUCUGAAUUUGCUCGCCAUCGUGAUCUUGGGUCAGGCGCGGUCAGGCGCAACGGUGUUGUUGAGCCUGACAACUCAACUCCCCCUGCAGGCCGAAGUUGGCUAAUUUACGUUGUCGGAACAAAUCUUUCGGAGAACCACCCUGCUUUUGCAACCCCAAGCCUCUUCACUGAUAACCCAACCUACGAAGAUAUGAUUUUGCUUUCGUCACUCCUAGGCCCAGCGAAGCCGCCUGUUGCCACUCAGGAGGACGUCAGUACUGCCGGUGGCUUAUUCCGUCUCGUGGAAUACGCUGGAUCAUUGGUCGCGGAGUCUUUGGAUGGUGCUGGCGCCAUUCAGAUUCCCGAUGGCGAUCGUUGUCUGAUUUGUUUAAGUGACUAUGAACCGGCCGAGGAGUUGAGAGAACUGGACAAAUGCAAGCAUAUCUUCCACAGAGAUUGCAUAGACCAGUGGUUGACAACGGGGCGUAACUCUUGCCCGCUCUGCCGAGGCCAGGGCGUAGCUGAAACGUCCAACACUAACCCAACACCAGGCAUGCAGGGCGCUACAGCCUGA
This is a messenger RNA of Aspergillus wentii DTO 134E9, 2544 nucleotides long. RefSeq lists its product as uncharacterized. Bases 1 to 2544 code for a protein of 847 amino acids. The transcript is spliced from 3 exons. Lineage: Eukaryota; Fungi; Ascomycota; Eurotiomycetes; Eurotiales; Aspergillaceae. The record is from RefSeq and is a predicted model, not a curated record.